GCAUAUUGCUGCCUAGUGACUCGUAGUGUGAAGCAAAUUCUGUUGAUCAUAGAUUCAGUUGCUCUGUAUUAAUCUAAAAAGACAGAGUUCCAAUGCUAUAUAAUCAUCCAGCUGCAGUGGAAUGAGAACAGAGCUAAGAACAACAUCCUACAAUUUCUUUACCUUACAUAAUUGUCUUAUACUGAAGAACGCCUUCCUGCCAAUAGCUUCACACUCAUGUCUGCCACUAUUCCAACUCAACGCCACGGUCUUCCUCUCUUGGCCACCCCCGAGACUUGUGCAGGGCGGACCUAUAUUGUGACCGGCGCCAACAGCGGACUGGGCUUGGAAGCAGCGAGGCACCUUGUCAAUGCUGGUGCUACAAAGGUAAUCCUCGCGGUGCGCAAUAUCACCGCCGGUGAGAAGGCGAAAGACGACAUCGAAACAUCUACAGGAAAGACCGGUGUGGCUGAGAUUUGGUCGCUCGAUCUUGCUAGCUAUGACUCUGUCAAGGCGUUUGCGCAGAGGGUAAAAACAAAGCUUGAUCGAAUUGAUGCUGUCAUUGAAAAUGCGGGCGUGGCAUUGUCGCAGCGGGUAGAGGCGGAGGGCCAUGUCUUACCUGUCACUGUUAAUGUGCUAAGCACGCUUCUCCUUGCGGUGCUCAUCUUGCCAAAGAUGAGAGACAGUGCCCGCCGCCACGGAACUAUACAUCGCCUGGUGUUCGUUACCAGUGUUACUGGGUUCGAUUGCCAGGAAGCAUGGAGGAAUAUUCAUGAAGCACCACUGGCUAAGAUGGAUUCCGAGGAUAUGAACAUGAUGGAGCUAUACCCACUUACCAAGCUGAUGCUAACUAUGGCGGUUCGUCAUCUGGCAGCCUUAACCCCCGUGGAUCGUGCCGGUGUUGUCAUAAACCUAGUCUGUCCUGGGCUGUGUAAGACCGAGAUAAGCCGUAACGCACCAGCUGAAGUGCAGGAAAGCGUUGCCGAAUUUGUUGCAAAGUGUGGGCGGACUGCAGAGGACGGUAGCCGCACGCUCCUCCAUGGAGCUGUGGCUGGUAUAGAGAGCCACGGAUGUUUUCUUUAUUCUUGUCAAAAUGGAGAGAAUUUAGUACCUCAAUGGGUGACAAAUGAAGAGGGGAGAAAAUGGCAGAGACAGAGCUGGGAAGUUAUAGCUAACGAAUUGGAGUCUAUGAGGACUGGCUGUGUCCAGGAAAUACUGAAUUGAACAUUGUGGAAUGCUAACAUUUUGGCCUGUGUUUCCGGGUAUGAAAGACUGUAUUCUACUUUGCCUACUGUUAUCGUAUCAUGUGCGAAUCUGAGGACUUGUUUCUCAUCAUUGUUCAUCCACAUAUGAAAAACAAAUCAAAUACAAAAAGGUUAGUAGAA
Molecule: messenger RNA, 1364 nt
Organism: Aspergillus pseudonomiae
Lineage: Eukaryota; Fungi; Ascomycota; Eurotiomycetes; Eurotiales; Aspergillaceae
Product: putative short-chain dehydrogenase/reductase family protein
Exons: 3
Coding region: 217-1203 (328 amino acids)
Source: RefSeq, a predicted model, not a curated record